Pseudozyma flocculosa PF-1 is the source of this 603-nucleotide messenger RNA. RefSeq lists its product as uncharacterized. The record is from RefSeq and is a predicted model, not a curated record. Lineage: Eukaryota; Fungi; Basidiomycota; Ustilaginomycetes; Ustilaginales; Ustilaginaceae. Gene Ontology annotation, cellular component: membrane. Gene Ontology annotation, molecular function: copper ion transmembrane transporter activity. Gene Ontology annotation, biological process: copper ion transmembrane transport. The coding region runs from base 1 to 603 and encodes 200 amino acids. The transcript has 3 exons.
AUGGACCACAGCAUGCACGGAGGCAUGGGCGGAGACGGCACGUGCAAGCUCUCGAUGCUCUGGAACUGGAACACGAUCGAUUCCUGCUUUCUCUCCGAGAGCUGGCACGUCAAGAGCCAGGGCAGCUUCGCGGCAUCGUGCAUCGGCGUCGUGCUGAUCGUCGUCUGCCUCGAGGCGAUGCGCAGGGUGGGCAAGGAGCUCGACGUCCACCUACUCCGCCAGUUCCAGCGCCACGUCGCCGCCCAGGCCAAGGCGAGGCGCGUAUGCUGCGAUGCCGACGGCAGCGGCGGCGGCGGUGGCGAGCGCACCAUGGUCACGUUCCGUGCCACGUUUCUGCAGCAGCUCGUCCGCGCCUUUCUCUACGCCGUCACGUUUGGACUGGCGUACCUGGUCAUGCUGAUCGCCAUGGCCUUCAACGGAUGGGUCUACCUCUCGAUCGUCAUCGGAGCCGGGCUCGGAAAGCUCCUCUGCGACUGGAUGGUGGUCAGUGUCCCGCUCGAUGUCGCGGGAGGGUGCGGCGGCAGCGCAGACGCAAGCCGUACGGCCGUGGCUGUGGCGGCGGCAUCGGCUCUUCCCCAGGACGGCACCAUGUGCUGCGCUUAG